AUGGUUAUCGACGUACAUUUGGUUGCAUUAGCAGUACUUGCCAUCAUUAACACAGGCUUAGGUGUUAGUAUACAAACAACAAGCAGUCUGGAUGGUGAAGAAUCAUAUGAAUGUGGCAGGAAUAUAACAUUAUCCUGUAUGUUUAAGAAGAACACAUCUGUCAUUGUAUGGGGGAAGGCAAACAGUAUUUUACGAAUUGCUCGAUGUGAUAAAACUACUUGUACUUUAAAUCCUGCUUACAUUGGCCUGUACAGUAUUUCAUUCGACAUGACGCAGGGCAUUUUCAACUUGACAAUUAUUAAGGUGACCGCGGAAGAAAACGGAACAAAGCUAAUUUGUUCAGAUGGAUCUCAUAGUGAUUCUUACAUUUUAAGAGUCUAUGACCCAGCUGUCAUUAUACCUAAAACAGACAGUCUUGGUGACACAAUUCAAGCUGAAUGUGGUAGAAGUCUGUCGUUAUCGUGCAAGUUUAGGAAGAACACAUUUGCAAUUGUAUGGAAGUUCUCGGACGAUAUUUUACCAAUAGCAAAAUGUCAACAAAACAAUUGCAGUUUAAAUCCCAAUUUUGUUGGACAGUUCUAUUAUUUUCUCGAUAAGACACGAUGCAUGUUUACGCAGAAAAUAAUAAAGGUGACUAACAAAUACAACGAAAGAAAGUUAGUGUGUUCAGAUGGUACUCAUAGCGACUUUCAAAUUAUAAAAGUAGGGG
Messenger RNA from Ruditapes philippinarum (Manila clam), 709 nucleotides. RefSeq lists its product as uncharacterized. NCBI's taxonomy places the organism in Eukaryota, Metazoa, Mollusca, Bivalvia, Venerida, Veneridae. The annotation marks the transcript as partial. The record is from RefSeq and is a predicted model, not a curated record. The transcript has 3 exons.